Molecule: messenger RNA, 8663 nt
Organism: Doryrhamphus excisus (bluestripe pipefish)
Lineage: Eukaryota; Metazoa; Chordata; Actinopteri; Syngnathiformes; Syngnathidae
Gene: rnf43
Product: ring finger protein 43
Source: RefSeq, a predicted model, not a curated record
AAAGCUAGCAAACGUUUUUCCCUUCUUAAAUCGAUUUACCUUCACUAAGGAGCAAAGCAAACAUGCUCGGAGAUGGCGGAGGUCUUUAGGGACUGUUUCCAAAGCCAUUACGGUACACUUGUGGGGAAAAUGUAUACAGAAAAGACGAUCCAGCCAGACAAACUAUUUAGCUUGUUUCGACCCCAGGAUUAUUACGUCAUUGCCAGCAACCAGGAGAGAAAGGACCCAAACGUCCUCAUUUAGGUAUCGUGUUAGGUGCCUGUUCACAAAGCCUUUAACACUUAAAACAGCCGCAUAACCUAAUAUAUAUAUUAAUUUUCUGUGUAACGUAAAAUGUAAUUAAAUGAGAUAUAAAUUCCAGUGUAUUUUUAAUUCAUUGUUGGGACUCGUCGUCGUCCAUACAGGGUAACGCCUGUCCUAGCCGAGUGAAUUUAACUAAUUUCUCGUUAGAAGUUAUAAAAAGCUGAUACCCAUGACCUUUUUUCAUUUUAUCAGUUAUUAUCGGUAUCUAUAUCAACAGUCUGCAUAUCAAUUCAGUCCUCAUUGUACACGACUAUACUGCACAAGAAGCUAAAUGGCUAUUUCUACAAGAUAGGUAGCUCACUCUUAGGAAAACACUGCCCUCUAGCGUUUUGGUAGAGACUUGCAAGGCAAGAGCACAGCACUUUAAUGUUUUUUUUUAGUUUUUGCUUUUCUUUACUUAUUUUCCACUAUUGACAAAUCAUUAAAAUCCUUGAGGGGAUUAAAAAUUGUAUUUAGUUAGUUUCAGGUCGAAAAUAAAUUUGCAAUGUGAUGUCCAACUGCGUAGUUUGAACACUUGAGGGGGCCAUGCUCCUGUUUAGCUUCUUUCACCCACUCUGGUGUCACAAUCCGCCUUGAGCGUUGGCUCGUUGCCUUCAGGUUAACUCGGAAAACAGCAAGGCGAGUCACGCUCACCGUUUACAAACGCGAACUCAAAAACUUGCUUUAUCUCUUUCAAACAAGCGCUUAUCCCACGUCUCGGUCCAAACUUGCUGUGGAAGUCACGGCUAAUUCAUAGUCACGGCGUCCUCGCUGUGAUUUUAUGGACAAAUCUCUGUCAAAGCCGUGAAGGCAGCAGGCCAAGUGAAGCAGGUAGCGGCUGUAAAUGAGAUCCCGCGGGGUGGAGGGGAGCGACACACGGACCCGGAGGUGGAUACGUGGGACUGUACACGCCGUCUCUCGGGUCGACUAACUUCACAUGAGGAUCACAUGGAGUUCGAACCACUCUCUGGCGCCCGGUUGAUGAAUUUCACCCACUCGUUGUUCCACCCCUCGGAGCACCGUAUCCAGUUUCGCGGUAGCGCCUAGCCGAGCCACGGAAAAAGUGGCUUCAAUGGGAACCUCGGCAGCGACGACGGACUAUUGGGAAUAACUCGAGUGUGCUUUUCCGUCCACGGAGGUGUUGUUCUUCUUCGACUUUGCGUGAAAGAGGCGGUGCGGUGAUUCAGUCGUGGAAGAAAUAUUUGUAGCAACGUUGGAGUUGUAAACAUGUUACUUAACCUUUUGGCUGCUCUCUGAUGUACCCACGCGCUGCGUGUCGUUGCGGCGGCAACCUGUAACGUUGCCUUUGAAGUUCGGCGUGUCUCUUCCGUGUGUGUGUGUGGAAGUGUGUGUGUGUCCGUCCAGAAAAAUGUGGCGCCCUCGGGACUUGCUAUUUUGUAACUCUGUUUGUCAACUUCCGCGCACGGCGUGUGGAAGUGGGUGCCGCGAGUGUAAUUGGCGUUACGGGCGUUAGUGGCCAUCGUCGUGGGUGAUUAGUUUGACACGGCAGCCUUACCGGAGGACAUGCGGGGACUUUUUGUCAUGACUUUGAGUAAAAGCGCUUGCGAUUGGAAUACACGCGUGGAUCAUCCAGCGGAGACGUGGGACUCUGAAUUGGAAAGUGUAACGCCGUAGAAGAAGACGCCAAGCGGGGAGAUUUUUAUUUUUAUUUUUUUUUAUUUUUUUUUUCUUUGAAAGCACAUUUGUACAAGUGUUUUGCUUUUUAACGUCCCCACUUGCGGUGCUUUCGCCAGCCUUUGAAGACCCACCAUGCGCGGCCGGGCUCCGCCGCUUCAGCCGAAGCCAUGACCGUCCCCCCGCGGCGCCUGGCCGGCUUCUGGCCGUUGCUGCUCUUGGCGGCCCUGCAGGUGGUGCUGGGCCAGCCGGGCCUGGAGCCCGAGCGGCCGGCCUUCCGAGCGCUCAUCACGGUGACGCUGCUGAGGCACGACCCGACGGGCGCUCCCAUCGUUCUGGAGGGAAUGUUCGUGGGGGCCAGUGCCGGUUACGCGGAGGGGAAGCUCAUGCAGUAUCACCCUCUGUCUCUGUGCAACACGAGCGAAGAUGAACGACCAGAGAGCGACUUCAUCACCAUUGUCAAGCUGGAGCACAGCAUCCUGCCCUGCCCGCCGCUGCUGGAUAAGGCCCACAUGGCGCUGGACAAGGGAGCUCAGGCCGUUAUUUUCGACGUCAGCGAUGACGCCGGUGCGGCUGCUGAGCUGAGGACGGCGGGAGCUGAGGGAAACGCCCUUCCCCGCCCAGUUGUCCUUGUGGAUGCUGAAGAUGCGGAGGAGUUGAUGGGUCUGGUCAACAAGAACGAGGAAGCCGAAGUCCGUAUUGAGAUCUUGGUGGAGCAGCCGAAAUGGCCCCAUUAUAACGUGGUCAUCCUCCUCACCAUUGUCUUGGCUAUUUUGAUCAUCAUCCUCAUCUUUGCUUUCCGCUACAAGUGCAAAUCCAACAGAACUUGGGACGCCGUCCAUCAGCAAACCAUGCACGCCAUCAGUCGUUUAGAAACCAAAACCUACAUCUCAUCCCAGGGCUGCUCAGGCACGCAGCGCUCCCACGGCAGCAGUUCCAAUUCCGGCCCGGUCUGUGCCAUAUGCCUGGAGGAAUUCCAGGACGGCCAGCAUCUGAGGAUCAUCUCCUGCGCUCAUGAGUUUCAUAAAGAUUGCGUGGAUCCUUGGCUGCUGCAGCAUCGUACCUGUCCUCUGUGCAUGCACAACAUCAUGGGUGAGGAUAAGCCCAUUUGCAGGACGGAGCGGCAGCCACACAGGAACAGACUCCAGUCCAGUCUGGAACGAAGUUUCCUUCACCCCCAGCCUUACAGCAGCCCGCAAAACCACCCGUUCCCCCAGCACGCCGUCCCUUUCUCCAUGAGGCCGCACUAUCCUCGCGGACCUUCAGGCUCCUAUCCGCCGGUCUCUCACUACAAUACGUCUUCUCCCAUGGACAGCCAAACGCUGCGUCUGCUCACCAGCAGGUCUUUGGGCGCCCCUUGUGAGUACCACCUGCCCUCAGAGGGUCCCAGGAGGCCCCACAGGACUGGCGGGAACUGCAGGACAACCCACCAUUACACCCCCCGCCGGUCCUGCCCAAACUAUCGCUCAUCCUGCCCAGCUCAGCGUAGCACCUCCGUGUCCAGAGCCAACCACACCGCGUCAUCCGCCCCGCAUCCCCGUCGAGCGGCAGGCCACGGUCGGCUGGACGGGGGCAGCUGCUCCGGCGGCAGCUACCACACGGAUCGCAGCGGGUAUUUAGCCGAUGGCCCGGCAAGCGACUCCAGUUCGGGGCCUUGCCACGGAUCCUCCAGCGACUCGGUUCUCAAUUGUACCGAUGUGUCCAUGCAGGGGGUGUACGGCAGCUGGUCCACUUUCCGUAGCUCGCUGAGUAGCGACUACGAUCCCUUUGGGUAUUAUGGGCCGGGCUCCGGGCGAGCCCCACGCAGAGACAGCCUGGAGUUGGAUGCCCAGGCCCGGCCCAGGUCUCUGGACUUGGUGGUGAAUAAAGUGGGCUGCCCCGAGGAGCCGCCGCAGACGGUGUUUAACCACAUCCACUACCACCGCCAUCGACACCACCACUAUGAGGAAGGGGAGCCUGGCCAGGGCCCAAGCAGAGCCUCAGAUGAGGAGCAGGGGGCCACAGCAGCAGGUGGUGCGCCUCUUGCGCAUCUCUUGGACAAAGACUCGAUUGUCGGCCCUCCCCAGCCCGCUUGUUGCCAGUGCACAAAACCAGACUGUACCAAUGUGCCCGGCUGUGGGACAGAGAGUCGGGAUACCAACCUGAGCACCUCGGGGCCCCCGGUGCUGGUGUCUCCUAUCCCCAUACAGCUACAAACCCACUGCUACCACCAGGGACACCCAACCACGGCUCUGGGGCGGGGCUGUGUCCAAGACCCCCUCUCCGUUCACUUCCACCGGAGCUUGGACCUUCAGGACGAUCGGAGCAGCCGAAUCCACUACGGCCAGGGCUCGGGAUUCUGCCGCUCUCCCCCUGAGCGGUGCCCCGCCCCCCUCCCUGUACCUCUCAUUCUGGACUCGGGAGGUUUAGACGACUGGCCUUGCUGCGCCGGGUCCCACGUUGUGUGGCACAAACGAGUGCAGGAGGCGCACUCGGAGCCCCAGCUUCUGGGGACCAGGACCUCUAUUGAGUGGCCCCCCUGCAGGCUCCACCGUGGACUUGCUGCGGACCGCAACGCAGAUAUUUGUUUAUGUUGCCAAAACAUAUACCGGCAUCAGGGAUCUGAAGAGGAGUCUGGAGUGUGACAGCUUCUUCCCGAAAUACACUAGAACCCGUUUAAGUCGACAACCCAUCUACGUGUACCAACUCGAGCCCCGGUCCACGUUGGUCUUCUUUUUACUAAAAAAUACCCACUUGGUCAGGGCCCAACUGACUGGGGUGGGGGUGAGGGGGAAGGGGGGGAUUUGCGACGGGGUGAGGCAACUAGUAUUUAAGCAGCAAUUAUGUUAACGCUACACUUUAGCCAACACAGUGGAACCUUGGUUAGCGGCAUUAAUCCGUUCCCGAAGAUCCGACUGGAACCGGAACUCCGUUCCAGACAACCAAACUUCAUUCAUUAAUUUUAUACCGCUUUUCCUCACGAGGGUCGCGGGGUACACCCUGGACUGGUGGCCAGCCAAUCACAGGGCACAUAUAGACAAACAACCAUUCACACUCACAUUCAUACCUAUGGACAAUUUGGAGUCGCUAAUUAACCUAGCAUGUUUUUGGAAUGUGGGAGGAAACCGGAGUACCCGGAGGAAACCCACGCGUGCACGGGUAGAACAUGCAAACUCCACACAGAGAUGGCCGAGGGUGGAAUUGAACCCUGGUUUCCUAGCUGUGAGGUCUGCGCGCUAACCACACGACCGCCUUGCAACCAAACUUGUUAACCCAAAAUAUGUUUUUAUAGUUUUGUAAUUAUUAAACAAUUCAAAUGUAUAUGAAUGUUGAAUGAACGGGAUAAACAAACAUAUAAGGAGGACGUGAUUGUUGCCAAAGAUUCAAUGCGGCGGCGCGAUCAACACCGACACCACCUUCCUGUUUUGCCAUGAGUUAUUUCUCACCUCGGGUCUCUGCUUUUCUUUGGAUGAUGGCUGCAAAAUAGCCCCAAGUAGAGCCAAGGAAGGUUGCAAGCGGUAGCAUUUUGCUAAGAAAGGUGAGAAUUUAAUUGAAUUGAAUGGAAUUGAAGAAAUAACGUGAAGGUGUCGUCCGUGUUGAUCUUGCUACCACAAUCACAUCAGUGAAAAUGCUCGUCGCUCGUUGUGAAACCAUAAAAACAUGUCUUGCGUUACCAUUUUGGAGACGAAACGGUUUUAAUUUGAAGUCCAGACGGGCGCCGACAUCGGGUUCCUGUUGUCGUGUACAGUAAACCUCGGAUAUAUCGGACUCGGAUAUAUCGGAAAUUCGCUCACAACGGACAGAUAAAACAGAACCAAUUUUUCUGUAAUGCAUUUCCAAUAAAAAUUCAUUGCAUAUAUCGGAUUUUUUAUAACGGAUUUCGCCUAUUUCGGACAAAAUCUCCAGUCCCGUUCCAAUGCAUUUCCAUUAAAUUUCCCUCGCAUAUAUCGGAUGGCCGCAUCGUGGCGCUCCGAUUCGCCGAAUCGUGACAGGCCGCUAUACGACGUCAUUUGCAGCGUUUGCAGCGUUGCCUGCGCGUCCAGGUACAUUGGAAACAUAGUCAAGGAAGUGCCUUUUUAUAACGGGUAAAAUCCGAUUUACGCAUAUACCGGAUAUAAAUCCCAUAUAUGCGUAAAACGGACAUUUUCCAGUAUACGCAUAUAACUGAUUUCGCUUAUAUCAGACAAAACCAGUGGGAACAAUUGAAUCCGAUAUAUCCGAGGUUUACUGUAUUAGCAAGCUAAUGGGCUGCUAGCAAGAACGUUUUUGUGAUAAAAAAAAAAAAACAGUGUAUGAAUAACACGACUAGACACGUCGGGGGUCGACAUAAACGGGUUCCACUGCAUCACGCUGCUACUUGGGGAACCAGAAUGGACAGUCCUCCUUGCCGCCCCCCCGCCCCCUUCUGCUGCCACUAGUGCCUGGAGGAUUCUUUAUCCCAGCUCUGCAUUGUUCUCUUCCAAAUAAUUCAUGGCAAAACAGUUUGGAUCAGACCCGGAAUAAUGAACAAAUAUUCCGUGUUUGGGAUGAUGAUAAUGAUAAUGAUGAUGAUGAUCAGGAGCUGCUGAGGGGGAAGACACUACAGAGGGCCCUGGCUGUGGGAGCCUUCCUCUCGACUCGACACGAGACCGGGACGGCUCACUGUGGUACCCCCCCUCUCCUCUUCCUCAGUCUUCAUCUUGUUGUCACUCUUAGCCUACCUCAGCUCACGUUUUGUCUUGCCUGACGCACAGGGUCUUUCAAGGUACUGCUGUAGUUUUUGUAAGCCGCAUCCACGUAGCCGCCGCCCAACCCCCCCAGCCUAACAGGUGAUGAGGUCUGUCAGAGGGAAAGGUGGAUGGUGGGCCUAUCAGACAGUGAAUGUUCUCUGAAGUGGCCUCCUUUUCAAUACUUCAAUAAUGGCAGCUCUUUUCAUCAUGUUUUUUUUAUGUUUAGUACCAUUUCUUUUUUUUUUUUUUCAAAAUGACUGAAUUGUGUUGCCAUUUGGAUACCUUCAUGCCAUUUUUCUUUGCUUUUUGGGGGGGGACGCUGACAAUUUCUGCUUGUUUCCCCAGCAACUAAAGCCCAGGUCCUUAUUGUAGCUCUAAAAAAAGCAGUGCCUUCUGAAUAAUAAUGAUAAUAACAAUACAAAUAUAACUGGAAUAAAGCCACGGCAGCACGAAGCUGAAGCAUCUUACAGCAAUGAUGCAAGAAAAAAGUCAUGACAUUUCGGAAAAAUAAGCUGAGAAUUUCUGCUUGUUUCCCCAGCAACUAAGGCCCAGGUCCUCAUUGUAGCCCUAAAAAAACAGUGCCUUCUGAAUAAUAAUACAAAUAUAAGUGGAAUAAAGCCACAGUAGCAUGAAACUGAAGCAUCUUACGGCAAUGAUGCAAGAAAAAAGUAAUGACAUUUCGGAAAAAUAAGCUACAAUACCGUAACCCCUCCUUUAUCACGGUUAAUUAGUUCCACAGCUGACAGUGCACAUUGCUUCAUACGCCAAGGAAAAAAUUUCAAAGCCUCUCCGAAUAUGGAGCAAAUUUGGAAAAAAAAAAAUUUAUUCCAGCAGAUAGGUUCUUCGUGUGAUGGCGGCUUUACAGAGUUUAGUCUAAACAUUAAACCAAACAUUACACCGUUAGUCUCUUCAUAAUGAAUGACUUUUUUCCUGUAAUAUGAGCUGUUCUUCAUAGCCCGUCUACCAUCAUCAUCCUCGUGAUUAAGUGUCGUUUGAUGACGAGCCAUACAUGGGUGACCCCCUCCACCAAAUUUGAACCAAAUGUGGCCCAAAAGUUUUCCCAACCCUGAACCAACUAGAACUAAGACUUAGAACUAAGUCACCUUCGAGGCACUACACUGCCGAUGGGGAUGCCGUACAACUCCCUGUCCAAAAAUCCCAAACUACCCCUUUCAAGCCUUUUUCAUAGCAGUGCCGCUGGGCACGCUUCCGAGCCACCCGCUGAUCAAGCCGAUGGGCGUUGCAAUGUAACGUGUAGCACUUACGCAGGUAUGGAUAUGUGCCUUUUGCAUUCACGGGCCUUUUUCCAGAUAUCCACGUCACAAACCAAAGAGACGCAAUCUUUGCAGAACGCCCCCCCGCCGCAACCCUCCCUUGACUUCAGUUACUUUGCAUGACACAAAAGCGGCCGUCAUUUUUGGGGCUAACCGUGCAGAAAUGUUCAACCGCAACCCAUCAAGCAAGAUACCUCACAUUGAACAUGAACACACAAUUCUCCUGGCUUAUUGGUGUGUGUGCGCGCAUGUGUGUGUGUGUGUGUGGAUGUGUGUGUAUGUGUGUGACCACGCACGCUCUGCUACGGACACGACUGAAAAGCAGCACUUUGGGUGAUUUUAUAAUGAAAAAGAAAAGUUUUUUUUUUUUUUAAAGAAUUUUGCAUAGCUGCAGUUUCAUCCACAAGCUUUUAGUUUGUGUUGUUGCCUACUUGAGCUUAAACUGCCUUUCCUACUAGAGUGCAAAACAAAGAAUUCCCUCCAUAACGCCAAGGGAUCCAUCUAUCAAUAUAUUUUGGAUACUUUGUAUACAAAAAAAAAAAAAGAGUACAACAAAACAAAUAGUGUUGUAUUUGAUAUAUAAUAGAACAUUUCAAUACAGUGACAUGUCACUAAUAUAUUUAUUUACUAAUAUAUUUAUCCAUUUUGUCCAGGUUUGAAUGGGUGGUUUCUCUAUAGACCAAUUGUGUUUUUCUGUAUGGAAACUAACCAGUGCCAUCACAAAUGUAUCAGCCUGUCUUCAUUCCAAUUAUAUGCAAAUAAAUUAUUUUGAAAUAAAUCUUCU